GCGUGCAGUCGGAAGCGGCUCGUCUGAGAGAACGGGCUCGAAGUCGAACUAGAACCACUACUGCUCGCUGCUAAAUUAUUUGAAAGAUGUACAGGUUCACAAUCACGUGGGGCAGAUGACAAGAACGCCAUAAAAGGGCCAAAGAUCGGAGAUAAAGCAAAGUUUCAUUUCUGAUCAAGAUUUGGAGAGCAGGCGGGUUCUUGAAUCUUUGUGCUGCUUUUCGCCCUAACAUGGCUUUGAAUUCCUUGAUUUCCGGAACGUCCUCUCUGUUGUGGCGAAAUUCCAAGAAUUCCAGUGCGAGUGAUCCCCCGUCAUUUGCUCCUCCUGUUAAAUCAAUCUCCUUUCUCAACCCGAUUCCACUGUUCGCCAAUGUUUCUUUCAGGAAUGUGUCGCCGGUUGUGUCUGCCGUCUCGGGCAAUGCAUCCUCUGCUUCGAGUUCUCCUUCCACGACUUUUACUCAAUCCCAAGAGCUCCAGAUCAAGGUUGUGCCUACACAGCCAAUUGAGGGUCAGAAGACUGGUACAAGCGGGCUUCGAAAGAAGGUGAAAGUGUUCAUGCAAGAAAAUUACCUUGCCAAUUGGAUUCAGGCAUUGUUUAACUCAUUGCCACCCGAGGAUUACAAGAAUGGAGUUUUGGUUUUGGGCGGUGAUGGUAGGUAUUUCAACCAGGAAGCUGCGCAGAUAAUUAUUAAAAUAGCUGCCGGUAAUGGUGUUGGAACAAUAUUGGUUGGCCAGAAUGGCAUAAUGUCCACGCCAGCUGUUUCUGCUGUAAUAAGGAAGACAAAGGCUAAUGGUGGUUUUGUAAUGAGUGCAAGCCACAAUCCUGGAGGACCUGAUUAUGACUGGGGUAUCAAGUUCAACUACAGCAGUGGCCAGCCAGCACCUGAGUCCAUAACCGACAAGAUCUACGGAAACACACUUUCUAUAUCUGAAAUAAAAAUUGGUGACAUUCCUGAUGUUGAUCUCGCUCGUCUUGGUCUAAUAGAAUUUGGAAAGUUCAGUGUAGAGGUAGUCGAUCCAGUGGCUGAUUACAUGGAAUUGAUGGAAAAUGUGUUUGAUUUUUCACUUAUCCGGAGCCUUCUUUUACGUUCUGAUUUCAGAUUUGUAUUUGAUGCCAUGCAUGCUGUGACUGGUGCUUAUGCUAAGCCAAUCUUUGUGGACGCGCUGGGAGCCAGUCCCAAUUCAAUUACUAAUGGAAUACCACUUGAAGAUUUUGGACAUGGUCAUCCCGAUCCUAAUCUCACAUACGCCAAGGAUCUCGUCAACAUAAUGUAUGGAGAGAAUGGGCCUGAUUUUGGAGCUGCAAGUGAUGGUGAUGGAGAUCGAAACAUGAUUCUUGGGAAAAACUUUUUUGUUACACCGUCAGAUUCCGUAGCAAUAAUUGCUGCCAAUGCUGAAGAAACAAUUCCAUACUUCAAGUCUGGCAUAAAGGGUUUGGCUCGAUCCAUGCCAACAAGUGGUGCUCUAGAUCGCGUGGCCGAGAAGUUGAACCUUCCAUUCUAUGAGGUGCCUACUGGUUGGAAGUUUUUCGGGAAUCUAAUGGAUGCUGAAAAAUUGUCUGUUUGUGGGGAAGAAAGCUUUGGAACAGGUUCGGAUCACAUCCGCGAGAAAGAUGGGAUUUGGGCUGUUUUAGCUUGGUUGUCAAUAAUUGCAUUCAAGAACAAGGACAAGAAGCCUGGGGAAACGCUGGUUUCCGUUUCCGACAUUGUCGCAGAUCACUGGGCUACCUAUGGAAGGAAUUUCUUUUCCAGAUACGAUUACGAGGAAUGUGAAGCAGAUGGAGCGAAUAAAAUGGUCGAAUAUCUCAGAGACUUAAUUUCGAAGAGCAAACAAGGCGACUUGUACGGAAGUUACACUCUCCAAUUUGCCGACGACUUCACCUACACCGAUCCUGUCGAUGGAAGCGUGGUUUCCAAGCAAGGUGUCCGGUUUGUGUUCACUGAUGGAUCAAGAAUCAUAUACCGGUUAUCGGGCACGGGUUCUGCUGGCGCAACGGUGCGAGUUUACAUCGAGCAAUUCGAACCCGACUCGUCGAAACACAACGUGGAUGCACAGGCAGCAUUGAAACCAUUGAUAGAUUUGGCACUGGAGAUUUCGAAGCUGAAGGAAUUCACAGGAAGAGAGCAACCAACAGUGAUCACUUAGUUGAAUCAAUUUUGGGCAAUGGCAAUGGCAAUGGCAAUGGCAGGUUAACUAUCUAUCUAUCUUAAUUUCAACAAAUAAAUUUGUUAUUAUUGUCUUUGAUAAGUGUAUAACCAGAAGCCAUUUUGUUGUGCCUUGUUUGAUAAUUUAUGGGGCGUUUUCAACGUA
Molecule: messenger RNA, 2309 nt
Organism: Andrographis paniculata
Lineage: Eukaryota; Viridiplantae; Streptophyta; Magnoliopsida; Lamiales; Acanthaceae
Product: phosphoglucomutase, chloroplastic
Exons: 24
Coding region: 231-2144 (637 amino acids)
Biological process (GO): carbohydrate metabolic process
Cellular component (GO): cytosol
Molecular function (GO): magnesium ion binding; phosphoglucomutase activity
Source: RefSeq, a predicted model, not a curated record